CCAAGCCAUAAAAGCAGUCAAUCUCUCACAACCCACUAUUUUUGAAACACUCCGGGGAUGUUGGUAAAUUGGUUUAUGGACUUAGGUAUAUAAUAAACUCCUUUCUUCCUCCCUCUCUCCCUCCAUGAGAAGUGGUGCAGAACAUAGAGAGAGAAAGAGAACUGAUGACUGCAAUUUAUUUCCAUGCUGAGUGUGGUCUUCAAAGCCUCACAUUGUCAUUCACCACUUCAUAUUCCCAUUCCCGCCAGAAAUGCUGCUGCUGCAGAAGCCACCCCAACCCCAAAUCCAAUAGCAUUAGUAGAUACACACAUAUUAGGAAGAAUCCCAAUUCCAAAAGGUUCACUCAUCAUCACAACCACAGCAAUGGUGGUGGUUUCAUGGAAUCCCAUUACCUGAAACUGCUGCAGAGGUCUUGCAGGGCUGGAAACUAUCAUGAGGCCCUGUAUUUCCUCGAAAGCAUGGUCUCCUUAGGCCACACACCUGACGUAAUCCUCUGCACAAAGCUCAUCAAAGGCUUCUUCACCCUUAAGGAUGUCGACAGAGCCCUUCAAGUCAUGGCCAUCCUCCAGAACCACAGCCAGCCUGACAUUUUCUCAUACAAUGCAUUGAUCAGCGGCCUGUGCAAGCUGAAUAGGAUCGACACUGCCAAUCAAGUCCUGAGCAGCAUGCGCCGCAGAGGAUUGUCGCCGGAUGUUGUCACCUACAACAUCAUGAUAGGCAGCCUUUGCAAUCGAGGCAAGCUUCGAUCUGCAAUGGAGAUGCUGGACCAGCUGCUGGCCGAGGACAACUGCCAGCCGAGCGUGAUCACCUACACGAUCUUGCUAGAGUCGCUUAUUCUCCAAGGAGGCAUCGGCGAAGGCAUGAAGCUCUUCGACAGGAUGCUGGCGAGGGGCCUGCAGCCCGACAUGUACACGUACAACACGAUAAUACGAGGAAUGUGCAAGGAAGGGCUGAUGGACGAGGCGUUUGAGUUUGUGAGGAGCUUAGCUAGUCGAGGCUGCAAACCGGAUGUGAUAUCGUAUAACAUAUUGUUGAGGGCAUUGCUGAAUAAAAGAAAAUGGGAGGAUGCAGAGCAUCUGAUGGUUGAAAUGUUCUCAGCAGGCUGUGAUAUGAACGUCGUGACAUACAGCAUCAUCAUAAGUUCUUUAUGCAAAGAAGGGCAGCUAGACGAGGCGAUUCGACUCUUAGACAUCAUGAUGGACGACGGGCUCAAGCCCGAUACGUACACAUACGAUCCCUUGAUAUCCGCAUUGUGUAAGGAGGGUCAACUGGACUUAGCCGUUGCGUUCAUGGACUUCAUGAUAUCGAGCGGCUGCUUUCCAGACAUUGUCAACUACAACACGAUACUAUCUGCAUUGUGCAAGAACGGUAGCACCGAUGAAGCUAUGGAGGUUUUCGCGAAUCUUGCAGACCACGGGUGUCCUCCUGACGUGAGCACUUACAACACGAUGGUGAGUGGGUUGUGGAAUGUCGGCGAUCGACGUAGAGCAGUGAUGCUCGUCGAAGAGAUGAUUGGGAAAGGGAUCGAGGCGGACGAGAUCACGUACAACUCGAUCAUAUCGUGCAUGUGUAGAGACGGGAUGGUGGAUCGGGCGAUCGAGUUGUUAGGGGACAUGGAGGCAAGUGAGUUCCUCCCAAGUGUUGUCACUUACAACAUAGUACUUCUAGGACUGUGCAAAGCUCGUAGGAUCGGCGAGGCCAUCGACGUGCUCGGGGAAAUGGUCGAAAAGGGGUGCCGCCCGAACGAGACAACCUACGUUCUUUUGGUGGAAGGGAUAGGUUUCGCAGGAUGGAAUGUGGAGGCUAUGGAGAUUGCAAGUGUUCUGUGUUUCAAGAAUGUCAUCUCCAAGCAGGCUUUGGGGCGUUUGAAACGAACAUUUGGCAAACACUACAGUUAAAGAAGUAGUUCUAAUAUGGAUGAUGGAUUCUUUUUUUUGUAUGGAUUCAUUUGUGUGUGUUUCCAAGAAUUCAUAAGGAUUUAACAAUGGGUGAAUAAUACUGCUGCUGAUACUUUCUUACCAGGAAACAUCAUUGUCUGCAAACACAUGAUCGACCAACAUAUGGUAAAGAAUUUAAAAGUUCAAACAAAGGCUAAAAAAAGGGAAAGAAAGUGCAUAAUUACAAGGGCCAUUCGGCACUAA
Andrographis paniculata is the source of this 2141-nucleotide messenger RNA. RefSeq names its product pentatricopeptide repeat-containing protein At3g04760, chloroplastic-like. NCBI's taxonomy places the organism in Eukaryota, Viridiplantae, Streptophyta, Magnoliopsida, Lamiales, Acanthaceae. The transcript has a single exon. The record is from RefSeq and is a predicted model, not a curated record. Gene Ontology annotation, molecular function: protein binding. The coding region runs from base 165 to 1898 and encodes 577 amino acids.